Coregonus clupeaformis (lake whitefish) is the source of this 4129-nucleotide messenger RNA. RefSeq names its product echinoderm microtubule-associated protein-like 1. The transcript is spliced from 24 exons. Lineage: Eukaryota; Metazoa; Chordata; Actinopteri; Salmoniformes; Salmonidae. The record is from RefSeq and is a predicted model, not a curated record. The coding region runs from base 391 to 3027 and encodes 878 amino acids. Gene Ontology annotation, cellular component: mitotic spindle. Gene Ontology annotation, biological process: microtubule cytoskeleton organization. Gene Ontology annotation, molecular function: microtubule binding.
CUCUCUCUCUCUCGCUCUCUCGCUCACUCUCACUCACACUCACACUCACACACACACAGUCGCUGCUGCCAGCCCUCCACUUACAGCUUCAGCCUUUCAAAGCUGUUUUUCUUCUGGAGAUCAGCACACGGUUUAACACCACACAGUUGCCACCGAAGAGACUGAGGGAAGGAGAGAAGAGCGAGUAGAGGAAAGCAGGAAUGAAAAGGAGAAGUGGAGGAAGAAAGAUAUUGUUUUCAUCUACUCCAGGAGGGUCCCCCAUCUUUUUUUUUAGUUUACUCCUCAGGACCAUUCAAAGAAGAGAGUCUGAGUUCCCAUGAUGUUAUCGGAGUGAAUGGGUUGCCGUGGUAACUGACACUGGCAGCCUGACCCGAGAAAACUGGAUGUUGAAUGGAGGAAGAUCCUCGGUGGUGGCAAGCAAGCGAAAGUAACGGGGAUUCGAGGGAGGAGAGAGGGAACAAGAGAGGAGUGAGCAGAGGAGCGCGGUGGAAGUCCAGAAUGGAGGACGGGUUUUCCAGCUACAGCAGCCUCUAUGACACAUCUUCGCUGCUGCAGUUCUGUAACGAUGACAGUGCGUCGGCAGCCAGCAGCAUGGAGGUCAUGGACCGCAUUGCCUCCCUGGAGCAGCGUGUCCAGAUGCAGGAGGACGAGAUCCAGCUGCUCAAGUCAGCGCUGGCUGACGUGGUGCGCCGCCUCAACAUCUCUGAGGAGCAAAACGCCAUGACCAACAGGAGGGGACCCACUAAAGCUGUAGACCCAGCUUUGAUGAAAAGGUCCCCCUCGUCAGACAGCAAUGGUGGAAAGCCAGCUAGACCCAUGAUGGCUGCCCUGCCUCUAAGGCACACUGUCAACAACUGCACUGUCUUGCCAAAGAAAAGCUGCGGCACGCUACCAUCCCCCACCGGCUCCAGGAAGGAUGCUGCUGCACCAGCAACCAAGAGCACUGUGAGGAGAACCAACUCCAACGAAACGAUGGGUACACUGACACGUAAAGACAGCGCCGACUCCAAGAGCAACCGCACCCGCACCGGCUCUUCCGGGAGUAACUCCAGUGGCAAGAGAGCCAGUGAAAGCAAACUUAAGGAGCCUGUUUUCAAUGCAGGGAUGCGACGAGUGACACACUGCAAAGAGGAAGGGUAUGUGAAAAUGUAUUUGAAGGGACGACCCAUCACCAUGUACAUGCCCAAAGACCUUGUGGAUACCUACUGCCUGGAAGCCAAAUCGGACCUGCCAAACAAGAAGCUCAAACUGGACUGGGUUUAUGGGUACAGGGGACGUGACUGUCGCUGUAACCUGUACCUGCUACCCACGGGAGAGACGGUCUACUUCAUUGCAUCUGUUGUGGUGCUGUACAACGUGGACGAGCAGCUCCAGAGACACUACACCGGGCACACUGAUGACAUCAAGUGUCUGGCUGUACAUCCUGAUAAAAUCACCAUAGCAACAGGACAGGUGGCAGGCACGUCUUCUGAAGGCAAACAGUUGGCUCCUCAUGUGCGUGUUUGGGACUCUGUGAGCCUCAACACCCUCCACGUUCUGGGGACAGGCUUCUUUGACCGCGCCCUGGUUUGCCUCGCAUUCUCCAAGUCGAACGGAGGCAACACACUGUGUGUAGUAGACGACUCCAACGACCAUGUGCUCUCUGUGUGGGACUGGCAGAGAGAGGAGAGACUGGCUGAUGUCAAGUGUUCCAAUGAGGCAGUGUUCGCUGCCGACUUCCACCCCACUGACACCAACAUUAUAGUCACGUGUGGGAAGUCACACCUCUACUUCUGGACACUGGAGAGGGGUACCCUUGCCAAGAAGCAAGGCUUGUUCGAGAAACAAGAGAAGCCCAAGUUUUUCUUGUGUGUGACUUUUUCAGAAAAUGGAGACACCAUAACUGGAGACUCAAGUGGAAAUAUACUGGUGUGGGGAAAAGGCACUAAUCGAAUUAGCCACACCAUUCAGGGUGCACACGAGGGGAGCAUCUUUGCACUGUGUAUGUUGAGGAACAGCACAUUGGUGUCAGGAGGAAAAGAUCGGAAACUCAUCUCUUGGGAUGGGAGCUACCAACAGAUCCAAUCGGUUGAGGUUCCUGAGUUAUUUGGCCCUGUCCGCACUGUUGCCGAGGGCAAAGGGGAGAGUGUGCUUAUUGGGACCACCAGGAACUAUGUUCUACAAGGCAGUUUGUACGGCGAAUUUACCCCCAUCACACAAGGUCACACCGAUGAGCUGUGGGGGUUGGCCGUGCACCCCUGGAAACCCCACUUCCUCACCUGUGGCCACGACAAGCACGUCAGCCUGUGGGACACCUCCACGCACCAGCCUGUCUGGACCAAGACUAUGGAGGACGCAGCUCAGUCUGCUGGAUUCCAUCCCUCUGGAGCAGUGGUUGCUAUAGGAAUGCAGACCGGCAGGUGGCUGGUGCUGGAUACCGACUCUAAGGAUCUAGUCACAGUGCACACAGAUGGAAAUGAACAGCUGUCUGUUAUAAGCUUUGCACCGGAUGGCAAUUUCCUGGCGAUCGGCUCUCACGACAACUACAUCUAUAUCUACGCAGUGGGGGAGAGUGGCAGGAAGUACAGUCGAGUGGGAAAGUGCUCGGGCCACUCCAGCUUCAUCACCCAUCUGGACUGGUCAGUGGACUCUCAGUACCUGGUGUCCAACUCAGGAGACUAUGAGAUACUCUAUUGGAUCCCGUCAGUUUGUAAACAGGUGGUGAGUGUGGAGACCACACGGGACAUCCCCUGGGCCACCUCCACCUGCACUCUGGGUUUUAAAGUCUUUGGGUUAUGGCCUGACGGCUCCGACGGGACUGACAUCAACGCCGUCUCCAGAUCCAAUGAGAAGAGGCUGCUCGUCACAGGAGACGACUUUGGAAAAGUCCACCUUUUCCCAUUCCCCUGCUCUCAAUUCCGGGCUCCCAGUCAUGUUUAUGGCGGACACAGCAGUCAUGUGACCAACGUGAAGUUCCUGUUUGACGAUAGUUGCCUGGUUUCCACUGGGGGCAAGGACAUGAGCGUCAUGCAAUGGCGAGUAGUGUGAGGCGGCCAUUUUGGGGCAACAGACAGACAGUUUCUUUAUGGAUCAGGGUAGGGUGGGUAGGGGAAGGGUUGCGCUCCAGAGGCUUCCCUGUACAAUGAGUUUAGGAUGAAGUUGCCCCUAGAUGCUGAUCUUGGAUCAGUUUUGUAUUUCCCCCAUUAAUGGUUAAGGUUAGGAUUUGGGGAGGGCUGAUCCUAGAUCUGUACCUAGAGUUGACUUCACUCCAGAGUAGAGCUUUUUGGUGGGUGGGUUGGGGACGAAGAGCAUCGCAACAAAAGGAUGAUACAACAGGCAGUACCUUUUGUUUUGUUUUUUAUUAUUCCGUCUGUCUCCUUUAUUUUGUAUAUUUCACAACUCAGGAAACCAGUAGAAAAGUAGGAGUUGAAUUUCUUCCCUAUGCCAUAGCAAUGGUAGCCACUCUGGCCUGCUAGAGAUACCACUCCAUCUUGGGAAGCGGGCAGCAGGAAGCUUAGUGGUUAAGAGCGCUGAGCUAGUGAGUGAAAAGUUGCUGGUUUGAAUCCCCAAGCCGACUAGUUGAAAAAUCUGUUGAUGUGCUCUUGAGAAAGGCACUUAUUGCUCUGGGUUAGAUUGUCUGCAAAAUGAAAGACAACAGAAGUUUUAAUUUUGACAAUGUGCAUUUGAUCUAUACUGAAAGCACAUGCAUUUGGUUCAAACUGAUACUGACAGAGAGUAAAUGACCAAUAUUCCAAUGAUUACACUCUUUCAUCAUAUGAUGUGUAUUUUAUAAUGAAUACAUCAGGUUUACCCCAGGCAAUUUGUUACUAGGCCAAGUGCGGUUGAAUAGAUGUGAAUUCUGUGAAGCUACAUGGGAAUAUGAAGAUAUUAACUCUCUGCUGCCACUGUCUGGCUUCCUGAGGUAUUGAAUGGUGUCAUAAUGACUACUUCACUAAUGCUCUGCAAAGUAUAUUACAUGAUAAAGUAUCACACUGGCAUUACAAAGAGCCCUUUAAAAACAAAUGAAUUAUUAUUUCAAUGAAUAAUCAAUGAUUAGUUACACCUGUUGAAAAGCAUCAUUUCGGGACCCAAAUGGCUGAAGUUGAACUACAUUUCAAACAUAUUUGGAUUACACUGUUAUAUAUCUGCU